Molecule: messenger RNA, 2262 nt
Organism: Aureobasidium musti
Lineage: Eukaryota; Fungi; Ascomycota; Dothideomycetes; Dothideales; Saccotheciaceae
Source: the annotation of a GenBank genome assembly
AGGAUGCACUUGAUCACAAACCGACCGACCAGUAGUCGAGCAGAACAGGAGAAAGACGAAGACUUUGAAGUAGAUUGGGUGCUUCUAUACGACUUUGAGGAUAUCGACAUCGAGGCUUUUGGUCUGGAAGCAGAAGUUCGACAUGGCUACGGUACAACCUUAAUAAUACUCAUUCGCAUUCCUCGCAACAAGCUGGGUAAUGAAGUCUACCGCUCACGGGUCAAAGACUGGCUGUUCGGAAUUGUCCAUGUUCGCCCCCUUGGUGACAGUUCCACAGUCGUCGACGCUGCAACACCCUCCGAAGAGAUACGUUCUGUCUUUCAUCUGGUCACCUGGACAAAAGAGCAAGGCGGUGCAGGAAUUACUGCAAACUUUGGACAAUGGNAAAAUGUCACAGCAUCUUUUGCCCCGCAUGCCUGGACGGCCAACAAGAAGCUGUUGAAGCAGCUGUCUGCGAAAAUCAUCCUUGAGGCCAAGGACUUGGAUCAGAUCAAAGCAUUGNUAGCUUUCUACUAUGCAUUCAUACAAGCAUACUCUCUGUUUCUUGUCGUGCCUGCUUCAAGCGGGACAUUGUUCUGGCUUCUCUCAAAACCAUACUCGAUCGUGUUCGGAGCAGUCAUAUGUUUUUGGAGCAUCACAUUCGUCGAGUGGUGGAAGAGACAAGAGCUCGAGCUAAGCAUCAGAUGGAACGUCAAAGGUGUCGGUGCACUCAAAGUCAACCGCGUCCAGUAUACCUGGGAGAAAGAAGAGACCGACUCGAUCACUGGCGAGGUGAAGAAGAUAUUUCCAGCUCACAAGCGUCUGACAAGACAGCUUGUAUUCUUGCCUNUUGCCGCGCUGGCAAGUCUGGCACUAAGCAGUGUUCUGGUCGUUACGUUCCUCAUCGAGGCGGUGAUUUCCGAUGUAUACGGCGAGGCGUUGGCGAGCUACUGGGUAUGGCACGCAACACAAUUCAGAAUUUCUAGUUCUAAUCAUCUAUCAGNNGCUGUACAAUAUCUUCCGACAAUACUUCUCGCAGUCUCUCUUCCAUAUAUCACCGACUCUUUGACAUCUGUUGCUUCACGACUAUCUGAACACGAAAACCACCGCACUAACGACGAGUUUGAACUGGCUCAAGUUCAGAAGGCCUUUGUCUUAUCCUUUAUCACCUCAUUCCUGCCACUUAUCCUGACAGCUUACAUCUAUGUCCCGAUUGGAUCGAAACUUUUGCCAUAUCUCAUACCGGACUCGUGGCAGUUACAUGUUGCAGCCAAAGACUUUCGCGUUGACGCCCAUCGCUUACAAGAAGAAGUCAUAUCUCUGUCGAUGGCUGGACAAGUCAUCAAUUUUGGUGAGGAAUUCAUACUUCCCUUUGCCAAGCGGCACCUCCAAGAAGCAUAUCGGCGAUACAAAGAUGCACGGCAAGGAUCUUCGUUACAUCAACGCAUGCACUCUGAAUUCACGAGAACUCUGCUUGUCGACGCACCACAAGAAGCAAGUCUUUUAUCAAGGCUACGCGCAGAAGCAGUCGCCGCACCGUACGAUUGUAUAGAGGAUACCAUGGAGAUGGUGAUCCAAUUAGGCUAUCUUGCCAUGUUUGGCGUCGUGUACCCUCUCAUGCCUCUAGGUUUUCUGAUCAACAACUGGAUCGAGCUACGCGGCGACUUCUUCAAGCUCAUCAGUGAAUCGCAACGUCCACCGCCUAUUCGCUCCGACUCGAUUGGACCUUGCAUCUCAGCCCUCGAAUUCUUGACUUGGCUAGGAAGCCUUUCCACUGCUGCCUUGCUUUAUCUGUAUCGCAACGGCGAAGUGACUGACAUUCGUCUUGAUGGCUUGUUGCUUACAGCCUUCAUUGCCGAGCAAGUCUAUCUAGCCACAAAACUUAGCGUACGCUUCGUCUUUGACAAAAUCGGCUCAGAAGCUGUAAGGAGAGAGGAAGCAACCCGCCGUCUAGUCCGCAAACGCUAUCUCGAGACUUUCUCUGAAGAGGCAGCUGGUACAUCUGUUCGUCAGAAUGCGCAUACUUACGCUGCAAAUCACAGGCGGUCUGCCCCUACUACACCCACCGACCCUGAGAAGAGAGGCCAUCUGCCUAUCAUACCCGAAGUCGAAGAAACAGUGGAUGUGAGAAGUGAGUACAAGACAGAAAAAGCAGAAAGGUUUUGGAAUGCACGUAAAGAGAUUAUGUGCACAGCAGAGGCGGGAGUGAGGUUGAUUGUAGCACUCAAGGGGAUGCAGAAGUCGAGGAGUGGAGACGGCGGUGACAAGUCCAAGUGGAUUUGA